UGUGCCAUAAACAAUUAAACCGCGCACCAAACACCAUUUGCCCCCAAUUUCAUUUCUUCCACUCUCACUAUCACAGUGAGCACCUCCCAGAAUUUUGCCCUUAAUCAACCACCACCGUGUUCAACCAGCACCUCCGCACCUCGCACUCACACCAGAUCCACCCUCCAACAGCCGCUGUUUCCGGGAACCACCACCACCACCACCACCACCACUGUUCUCACUCACACGAGAUCCACCCUCGCACCAGGUUCUGCCAACACCUUCAGGUCACUUGUUUAAUUCGGUAGUGUCAAUGGUAUGGGUGGUGGCGCCGGAGGGGGGGGAGCGCUAUCGGCGGUGAGGUGGCACGGUGGUUAAAGGAGCAUGAAUUGGUUUACUGAUCUCUAGACAAUGGAAAUGAUGCAUCAUUCAUGAUUUAAACCAUUCUAACUGAGUGAGGAAACCUUUUUAAAGAAGCAUGAAUUGGUUGCAUGCCAUCAGCAAGGUUGGAUAAGGCUUGGAGCUUGCUGAUAUAAUUAAGAUGCUAAAUUAGAGUACAUGUGCAUAAGUUACAAACCAUCAUUCAGUUGCAUCCACAGUCCAUGUCUGCACAACCAUAGCUAAGGGAAACUUUCUGCAGCAAUUACACAACGAUAUAAGAUUGUUUUGAGCAUAUAAUUAUUAACAAUGAAGAUGCAGAGCUACAUAAAGUCUUUUGAGUCAGCUGGAAUGAUCCCUCUUCCCUUUACAGCCUUCAUCUCAUCUUCCUCAUCCUGUCAACAAUGGCGCCUGAUAACACCAACAACAACACCUCUGAUAAACCUUCUUCCACCAUUAACAUCAAGAAUGAUGUACCACCAUUAACAUCAAGAAUGAUGUACCUCUAGUUCUUGGUCUUGAUCCCAUGAACUACGACAUCUGGAGAGAAUUAUUUGAAACCCAUUGUCUUGGGUUUAGAGUCUUCGAUCACUGAUGGAGUCAACUUUAUAACUACCAUCUAAUAAUGAGACAGAGGAGUAAAAUCUUCUAAAUAAUAAAUAAUAGGAUGGUGGUCCAUUUUUGUUUUUGCUCAUCAAGUAAUUCAACAAAAGUGCGUGUAUCGGAGGGAUGAUCAUUAAGGACCUGGGGCCGGUUUCUGGAAGGUGUUAUGUAGGAGUUCCGGGACUGAGGUGAACUAAUCGGGAACGAAAAGGUGUGACUGAGUUGGGGCUGCGAAUUAAGCGGGGACGAAAAGAUGGUAGCUGUGUUGUGUCUGGAGGCCGCUGUUAGUGGUAGGGGAGUUCCACUAUAGCUAGUAAUUAUGCAGUUAGUGCUGCAAUAAUUUACUUUGUUAAAGCUUCCUACUUUAAUUUUCUGUAGGUUUUCUAGGAUUUGUAAAAAUCCUUUGGUCCUGAUAUGUAACCAUUUUUCAUAGUCUUGUUGCUCUUUUUUAAAAAAUAAGGUGUUAUUUCUAAAAAAUUAAUGGAAAAUAACAGUUUAUUUAAAAACGAUUCAGACGAAUCUGAAGAAAUCACCGAAGUAAUAAACUUUAGUGAAAACGAAAAAGGUUUUGUAUCAGAUUACAUGAUUAAUUCUGAUCAAUUAACAAAAAUUAGCAAGCUUAAAUUCAAGCUUGACGCAAAACAAGUUUUUAAUCAACCAAAAACUUUACAAAGUUUAGUUUCUAGAGCCUUUUCUAGAAAAAAUAAAAUAUUUUAUUGUUUUAACACUGAAGAACUUUCAGUUGACAUAAACAAUACCUCGGGUGAAGUUUAUUUGCCACUCUUAACAAAGGGUGAAAUAGCAAAAAAGCUUUUACAUAUUAAACCAGAGUUGAGAAAGUCUCUCAAUAUGGUACAUAUAGGAGCGGUUAAAAUCCUCCUAAAAGCACAGUUUAGAGAUGGAAUUAAUUUUCCUAUAAAAAUGGCCCUUGUUGAUAACAGAAUUAUCAAUAGGCAAGACGCUCUUCUUGGAGCAAUUCAAGGAAAUUUAGCUUAUGGUAAAUUUAUGUUUACUGUCUAUCCUAAAUUUGCUUUACAUCGAGAUUCAAAAGAUUUCGACAAAACUUUAAGUUUUAUACAUCAGUGUGAAAGAACUGAUCUUAUGGAACCAGGUAAUAAAGUAUUUACGAUUAAUUAUUUAGUCUCAUAUGCUUUAACAAAUAGCACUCAUUCAAUUGAGUACAAAGAAAAAGAAAGCAUAGCAAUUGAGGAUAUAUUCUCAGAUAUUGGAAUUGUUGAAGGCAGUAAAUUCGCUGAGCCAUCACAAUUACAAGAAAACUGGGCAAUUGAUAUUGCACGAAAUAAACAAGUUUUAGUAUCAAAACCUAGACACAGUUAUGCUGGAAGCUCUUUACAAAUAAGAGAAUCAAGUAACACUGAACAAUUAAUACGUUCUUUGUCUGAAAGAAUUGAUGGGUAUGGUAGAAUCUUAAAAGGAGUUAUUGGAGAAUAAUGUCUUCAAAACCAAUUUUAGAUUAUUUACAAUAUCUUGAUCAACAAAUCACCUUUGAAGAGGCUAAUAUACAAA
Helianthus annuus (common sunflower) is the source of this 2487-nucleotide messenger RNA. RefSeq lists its product as uncharacterized. The record is from RefSeq and is a predicted model, not a curated record. The transcript has 2 exons. The coding region runs from base 1441 to 2412 and encodes 323 amino acids. Lineage: Eukaryota; Viridiplantae; Streptophyta; Magnoliopsida; Asterales; Asteraceae.